CCGAAUCAAGCCUUCUUUUUGUACAUUCUUCUCGGGUUACCGAAUUCCCGACUUUAUUGUAUCUAAUUCGUCUCGAAUUAAUAGGCCAUGAUUUUAUUCAAACGACUUGAUUGUUUCGAUAUAUUCCCGAAAUUUUGAGUGCACGAAAACUACCAAGAUAAUGGUUGCUGUUAUUCUUAGUUAUACCUAUUGAACUACUACUGUAUGUCAGUAAUGUACGAUUAUUUGUUUCCCGCUAAACCCGUCAUUCAUUUCAACGGUACUUAUCCACGGGUGGACUUUUAAAUAAUAUGAAAUUCUAGAGUUCGUAUCUAAACCUGACUCAUAUCAACUAAGUAAAAGAGUCAUUUGAUAACAGGUGAUUUAUACAUAUAUAAUCGAAACAAUCCUUUAAAUCACGCAUUAUUGUUUAUAUCGAUAUUUCUAGGUGUUCAGGUGCCUAAAUAUUACUUAAAAAUUGAGGCAACGAAGAAUUUUCUGAUGAGCCAAAAUAAUUCUACCUCCUACAAACUUGGGGAUAAUCGCACGAAAUCGAAUGGCAUUUUAUGAUCAUUGGGUUAUUAUUUCCAGUUAAUUUUAUUCAAUAAUCUUGAAUCAUCCAUCCAUCAUGUGUAAAACACCAUUACACGGGUUUCUCGCUGCCCUGCCUAAAGCUGAACACCAUAUCCAUCUCGAAGGUUCCUUAGAACCAGAGCUCCUGUUCGAGCUUGCCAUUAAGAAUAACAUUACCCUUCCGAUUUCUACAGAUUCGGCUUUCGCUUCGAUAGAAUCUCUCCGGGAACGAUAUCAAAACUUUCGAAGUCUUGACGAUUUUUUGGGUUAUUACUACAUUGGUAUGUCGAUAUUAAUCAAUGAAUCGGAUUUUGAAGCCUUAGCCUAUGCCUACUUCACCAAGGCUGCAUCCCAAAAUGUUCGUCAUGCCGAAGUUUUCUUCGACCCGCAAGCUCAUAUAACUCGCGGGAUAGAGUUGUCAACUAUCGUUGAAAGUUUUAGAAGAGCACAAAUUAGAGCGGAGGCGGAAUUUGAUAUGACGACGCAACUGAUCAUGUGUCUAUUACGACAUCUACCUCUUUCUGGAGCGAUGGAAACAUUUACCCAAGCGAAGGAUGCUGGUUAUUUCGAAAAUGGCACUCUUACAGCUAUCGGUAUGGAUUCUUCUGAAGUACCAUUCCCACCACCGAUGUGGAAAGAUCUAUAUGAUGUUGCGAGAGAAUUGGGCAUUCGAGGGACAAUCCACGCUGGUGAAGAAGGUCCACCAAUCUACGUUACUCAAGCUCUUGAUGUAUUAGGGGUACAACGGAUAGAUCAUGGAAUCCGGGCUUUAACAGAAGGGGAUGAUACAUUAGUCAGACGUCUUGCCUCUUCAAAGACCUUAUUGACCAUGUGCCCUCUAUCUAAUGUCAAGUUGAACUGUAUUGCUUCAGUAGAGUCAUUCCCAUUGAGGAGGUUGAUUGAUGCUGGAGUGAGGUUCAGUAUUAAUAGUGAUGAUCCAGCCUACUUUGGUGGUUAUAUCCUUGAGAAUUACUGCGCUCUCCAAGGAACGUUUCAUUUGGGUAUUAGAGAAUGGGAAAUGGUAUCCAAGGGUAUUAUUAUGGGUAGCUGGUGUACCGAAGAAAGAAAGGGACAGUUACUUUUAGAGAUAGAGGAUGUGGUAAAUGAAUGGGCUAAGGUGGUUGAAGAACAGUAAUGGAAUCUGAUUACCAGCAUACUACUCAGGUACUGUGAUAAGGAUUCGAUUAUUAUUCGGAAGCAAGUACUUUAGUAUUGAGGCGCUUAGAACCUACCUGUACACUUAAUGACUACCCGGAUGAUUGGGUUGUUGUAUAUCUAGGCAGGUGGGGAGUUAUAUCUUCUGAUUCUCACAAUCCUCAGCCGUUUGUUCAUUACCUAGGUACCUUGAUCCUCCUCAGCCAUCUUAGGUGCCUAGGUAAUUAACACUUCAUAUUAUAAUCCAACAUCCAUUUUGCCGCUCACUAAUAAGGCACUGAUUCAUAUAAUAGGCUUUGUGUUGGGCGAAUUGGCGUACCGCGACUGUAUAACAUACCUAGGUACUUUA
This is a messenger RNA of Hypoxylon trugodes, 2056 nucleotides long. RefSeq names its product adenosine deaminase. The record is from RefSeq and is a predicted model, not a curated record. The coding region runs from base 608 to 1687 and encodes 359 amino acids. Gene Ontology annotation, molecular function: adenine deaminase activity. The transcript has a single exon. Gene Ontology annotation, biological process: adenine catabolic process; hypoxanthine salvage; purine ribonucleoside monophosphate biosynthetic process. Gene Ontology annotation, cellular component: nucleus; cytosol. Lineage: Eukaryota; Fungi; Ascomycota; Sordariomycetes; Xylariales; Hypoxylaceae.